Molecule: messenger RNA, 1619 nt
Organism: Arabidopsis lyrata subsp. lyrata
Lineage: Eukaryota; Viridiplantae; Streptophyta; Magnoliopsida; Brassicales; Brassicaceae
Exons: 1
Coding region: 314-1333 (339 amino acids)
Source: RefSeq, a predicted model, not a curated record
AAUUAUUUUCCUCUACAAACCUUAAUAUAAAAAAUUCAAUCUCUCUACUCGCAGCUUCGUCAUUUCCAAUGAAUAAGCAAGAAUAAUACUCUUGUAUGAUGGCAAUUUCGUCAUUCCGAUGAAUAAGCAAGAAUUGUACUCUUUCCAUAGGGGUAAGUUCGUCAUUUCCAAUUGAAUAAGCAAGAUAACCAAAUCGUAUAUAUUAAAAAAGAUUCGUCUAAUCACUCUGUUACUAUUCUGUUUAUCAUUUAUCUCUUUCUCUCUACCACCAACAAAGAUUUUCUCUCAUUUUCUCGGGAAAAAAUCCACGAAAAUGACAUCUCCUCAUGACGACGAAGCUUCUUCAUCAAACCCUCCUCCACCACUAACCGCAUCACGUAUCUACAUCGGAAACAAAGCAAAAGAGAUUCUCGCAACACGUGACAUCACCGGAAUCACAAAACUCGUCACUAACCUCUGUUACGGUAAAGAAACAGAUCAAUCUUCAAAGCUUCUCUACGAAACCUUCUCAAAACAUUUCCCAAACAUUUUAGUCUCAAAACUCCUCCAAAUCUACAGUUUCGGUACCGAUAUAACCCCGAAGAUUCGAUCUUUUUCAGUCUAUCUCCUCGAUUCACUUCUCAUGGAUAUCGACGAUUUACGCGGUGGUUUGAAGAAAGAGUCUUUGAAUGAUAUCAAGAACCAUGUAAGUUCUUGCCUUCUCACGCAAGAAACUUCUGAUGAAGACUUUAAACUCCUCUCAAGAAUCGUAUCUCGUGUCUCUGUUGAUGUUUUCAUUGCAAGCAAGCCAUGGUACGAGCUCUGUUCUUAUAUUCUUUCAUUAGAUGGGAAUAAAAAAGCUCUGUUGUUGUUUAGUGAAUUGCCAACGCUUCUUGAUGAAGAGUUCUUGAUGCCGUUGUUGGAGAAUGGUUUUGGUUUAAAGAUUGUUAAUGUGUUGUUGAUGAAUCAAGAUUAUGAUGAAGAAGAAUGGUGCUUAGGUUUAGAAGCUGGGUUUAGUUUGAUACUUCAGCUUGUGAAUUUGAAGAAUAAGAGUUUGGUUUGGGAUUUGGUUUACGUGAUUGUGAAAUCGGUUUGGGAGAUGGUUAAUGUGAAGAGAAGAGAGGUUGUUGUGCGUAAAGGGUUUGUUAGAGUUGCUAAGAAAGUUAGAAGAGAAGCUUUGAGGUUUCGUGAGCAUGAGUAUGAAGUUGUGUCACGUUUAGGUUUGAUGAUACAAAGGAUUAAUGGACUUGGUGAAGUUACGAUGAUGAUGGUGACGAUGAUUCAUGAAGUUCUUGAGAGGUAUUACAUGGGAGGUCAAGUGUUGAAUCAUGGUUUGCUUAAUCAGUUUUUGUAAUUGGUUUUUUAGUGACAAGUCUUGAUUUUGUUGACGAGAUUGCACAAAUAGGUUCCUUCUUGGUGUCUAUUCAUGUUGGUAUGGAUUCGUUUUGUGAUCACGCUUAUGUUUCGAGUCCAUGAAUGAUGUUGGAGUUGAAUAUAGCAUAACGUCGUUGUAAAAUUCAUUUUAAUGUUUUGUCACUAUAAUAGCAUAAUUAGAUAGAGUACCAUCGUAAAUCAGUCAUAACUUCUCGUCAUUAAUCUAGGAACAACAUUGAGACAAAAUACAUUCAUUGAAAAUCCCA